Molecule: messenger RNA, 1512 nt
Organism: Ceutorhynchus assimilis (cabbage seed weevil)
Lineage: Eukaryota; Metazoa; Arthropoda; Insecta; Coleoptera; Curculionidae
Source: the annotation of a GenBank genome assembly
AUGGCCCUCAACAUCAACGACUAUAAUGUUGUAUCUUUGACGUUUAAAACUGAUCUUAUUAGCCUAUCGGUUAAUGAAGAAGACGAAAUCAUUUACAGAAAACAGACUGGCAGUAUUUUCAAGGAGAAUUUGGUCGAUAUCGUUAUAGGGAGCAUCGAAGGAUUUGAUUCGUUUUAUGGAGGCAUUAGCGAUAUUAGUUUAAACAAUGAAAAACUCUUAUUUGACUUCAACACGGUCAAAGAAUUUUCCAAUGUAGAAAUAGGACGCGAAAAUCCUCUCGUCAGGCCCUCAAUAACUCUAAAAUCUUACAAUCCAAUUUUUAUCAACAUGACCAAUACAAUGCAGAACACUCAAGGAUGUUCCACUACAGCCAACUAUAUAACAGAUCCUACAGCGGUGAACUUUGGAGAUCAGCCUGAUAGUUUUAUCAAAAUCCAAACGUCAUUUUGGAAAAAAGACUUCAAGUUUGAAUUUGAUUUUAGGACUUUGUACCCGAAUGGAAUGCUUUUUAUUUCUGUUGGAAGCUCCUCAAUUCCACCCUAUACCUAUUUGGAAAUAAAAGAUGGCAAGCUGACUUACCAUGUUAAAAACAAACGAAAAAUACCUAAGAAGUGGCCAUUGAUGUUUACAAAGAAAGUAAACGAUGGGCAAUGGCAUAGCAUAAGGAUAGUGAAAAAAAAUGGCAAAAAACUGAUAAUGUCGUUGGAUAAUGAGACAAAAAAACCUGUCAGAGUGCCCAAAAUCGGCCUUAAGGAAGAAAUUUAUUUUGGAAGUGUUCCUAAAGAUUAUGUCACUUCUAAAGAAUUGAACGAUAGACUUCAGCCGUUCAGAGGUUGCAUCAAUAAUUUACAAAUAAACGAAGACUCUAAACUUCUAGGAAAAAAUACAAAUGACGUGUCCUAUAGCAAUAUUAGGCAAAUUUCUAUUAUGAGAGACUUGUUUUGGCUUGUUAUUAGAGGACAAGAAGAGCUUGUCUCACAAACUUUUAGCUCUAGAGAAGGCUUUCGAAUCAACUCAAUUCUGGACCUAAGUUUCGAAUUCCGCACUGCGGAACAGAACGGUAUACUCCUCACAGUUUCAAAUGAAGGCAACUAUCCAGCCCUGUCCAUAGAACUACAAAAUGGAGCUGUUGUGAUGACUGUGGAUUUAGGAAAUGGUGUCCAAACAAACGUCACCAAUAAUUUAGAUUCAGAUUUUGCUCUAUGCGACAAUAUGUGGCAUAACGUGACUGCCAUGUACUCCAGUUCUGAGCUAACCGUUAAUGUGGAUGGGAUCAGGAAGAGUUGGGUGCAAAGCGACGUGAAUUCGCUUAUGGAUGAAAUUGAUGCACCUCUUUAUGUUGGAGGACUACCAGAUAAUGCUGCAGUUGGUACGUUGAAAACCCGAGAAAACUUCAAAGGUUGCAUUCGAAAUUUGAAGAUAGAAAACGAUCCAAAAGACUGGUCCGAAAUGGAUGAACUCAAUAGUGUUCUAUUGAACUCUUGUCCUGUUGUACCCGUUUCAAAAAGUUGA